Molecule: messenger RNA, 255 nt
Organism: Toxoplasma gondii ME49
Lineage: Eukaryota; Apicomplexa; Conoidasida; Eucoccidiorida; Sarcocystidae
Exons: 2
Coding region: 1-255 (84 amino acids)
Source: RefSeq, a predicted model, not a curated record
AUGGUGGCUGUAUUUGUUUUGUACCUCACAUUGCUUCGCAAUAAGCGCCAAGACACCAUCGCGCUCGCGUAUCAGAGUAGCGUCGUCACGCCCGUCUCGUGGCUGCUCUUCAUUACUGUUCUUCAGAUGCUGGAGUCGUUCGAACAUAUUGUAUCUUUGCCGAUGAAGAUGCUGAUGAUCACUGUCUGGUCGGUGGAGGCGGUUACGGCUAGGGUUUACCAAGAAUUCACCUUGAAGGAGACGAGGCCCGACUAG